Ruditapes philippinarum (Manila clam) is the source of this 4366-nucleotide messenger RNA. RefSeq names its product fibropellin-1-like. The coding region runs from base 66 to 3623 and encodes 1185 amino acids. The record is from RefSeq and is a predicted model, not a curated record. The transcript is spliced from 25 exons. NCBI's taxonomy places the organism in Eukaryota, Metazoa, Mollusca, Bivalvia, Venerida, Veneridae. Gene Ontology annotation, molecular function: calcium ion binding; protein binding.
UCAGUCACACACACAAGGCGCACGGAGUUACAUUUCCGCUGGUUUGUCGGUUUGAGUCCGUCGCAAUGAAUUGUGGGAGGUGCUGGAUUGUUCUGCUGGUACUCGGAUUAUCACUGACACCCUGCACGGGUGUGACGUACUACUGCCCAAAUGCUUACGACUACACUCGCCAUGAUCCCUAUGCCGACGGAAUUCGAGUCAACACAAGGACGUCCUUGACCUUUCAGGUCAAAGGUAGAAACGAUGCUCAUAUUCUGCUACAGAACGACCGUAACAAUUACAGAACCAAUGUUAUUGAAAUUGUUAUUGGUGGGUGGGGCAACAGCCAAUCUGUGAUCAGAAAUAGUCAGCAAGGAACUAACAGAGUUAGCUAUUCGGGUUCAGUCCUAAGCUCAAGCUCUUAUCGUUGGUUCUGGAUCUCGUGGGGCGGCGGAUGUGUACAGGUUGGAAAGGGCAGCUCAAUAGGUUCAAGCAGAAUUAUGAACUGGUGCAGUUCGAUCCCCACUAUGAAUGGUGUACGUUUCAGCUUCGGAUUCGGCAGCGAUGGAUACUUUCUUUUUGAGAGGGCUGUAAAUGGUGGCUGGUCUAACUGGGGUAGCUAUUCUAGCUGUCCUGUCACGUGUGGAACUGGGUCAGUUACAAGGUCAAGGUCAUGUAACAAUCCAACGCCAGCUCAUGGAGGAACAACCUGCUCUGGAAGUGCUACUGAAACUGGCACGUGCACGAAACCUGCAUGUCCAAAAACAUGUGCUGAAGUAUACUCGAGUGCGAGUUCACCCCCAUCUAGCGGCACUUAUACACUUGCUAACGCUCAAGGACAGCCAUUUAGAGUUUACUGCCUAUUUAAAAGCGGUUAUGGCUACGCUUUUAUCUCAAACACUAUAAAUGUGGACCCAAACCUAGCCCAGCUGUUUACCCAGAAGACCGAGGUUCUUAUAAGACACAAACGCACGAACGGACUGCAGUACGACGCCACAGCGGCACAAAUCACCCGCUACUCGAGCAAGAAUCUUGGCGUUUUGUACAAUUCAUAUUCAGGGUAUACUGAAAUGCAGAAUGGUCACAUGACCCCGUAUCUGUACGUCGGUUUCGUACCCAAGGCCGGAGUCAGUCAUUACCAUGACACGCAAGGAUGGAGAGUCCAGGGGAGAGAUUUUACAUUUCAGAACUGUGACGGCAACCCUAACAGUUACUUUACACUGUUGUAUAAUAGUCAGAGAAAAGCCUAUGGAAGUUAUUCGCACGGGAAAACAGAUUUAUUGCACGUGUGGUACGAUUAUGCGACCGCUACUAGCACGGCAGACUACAUUCCUGACGAAUUUUUCGCUAGCCAAUUUGAGAUUCAUUUCGGUGGUUGUGGUGGCUAUCAAACCUCGACCAGCUUUACCGGUGUGGCCGGCGCCUCUAUUGGUCUGAAAUUCAUAUUGUCAUGUGGAACACCGGCGACAAUUACUUCCGGUUCACGUUCUCUUACCGGAACAAAUCCUGGAGAUACCGUCACGUACAGCUGCAAUGCCGGGUACACAAUUACAAGCGGAAGUGCCUCACGGACAUGCAGUGGUGGUGUUUGGAGUGGGAGUCAGCCGACCUGUGGAGAUAUCAAUGAAUGCGCAAGCAACCCAUGCAAAAAUGGUGCGCAGUGUGUGAACGGUCAGAAUAGUUUCACGUGCAACUGUGCUUCCGGUUGGACUGGUACUACGUGUACAACAGAUGUUAAUGAAUGUGCAAGUAACCCAUGCAAGAAUGGUGCUGCAUGCGUGAAUGGAGCAAAUAGAUACACCUGCACAUGUACUGCAGGAUGGUCGGGAACAAAUUGUGACACUGAUGUCAAUGAAUGUGCAAGUAAUCCAUGCAAAAAUGGCGCGCAAUGCACGAACGGGCGGAAUCAGUUCACGUGCACAUGCGCUUCCGGUUGGACUGGAACAACAUGUACAACAGAUGUCAACGAAUGUGCAAGUAACCCGUGCCAGAAUGGUGCCACGUGCAACAAUCUUCAAAAUCGAUACACAUGCACGUGUACUGGCGGAUGGCAAGGAACAAAUUGCGACCAAGAUGUUAAUGAAUGUGCGAGCAACCCAUGCAAGAACGGUGCCACGUGCACUAACGGAAGAAAUAUGUACACGUGCACGUGCGCGGCCGGCUGGCAGGGAACUAAUUGUGACCAAGACAUCGAUGAAUGCGCGAGUAACCCAUGCCAAAACGGAGCCACGUGUCACAAUCAGCAAAACCAAUACACGUGCGAGUGUGCAGGAGGUUGGACUGGAACACACUGUGAUCAAGAUAUCGAUGAAUGUGCGAGCGACCCGUGCAAAAACGGUGCUGCGUGUACAAAUGGUCAGAAUCGAUUCACGUGUACAUGUACUGGAGGAUGGACAGGCACUGACUGCAACACAGAUGUAAAUGAAUGCGCGAGUAACCCGUGCAAGAAUGGUGCCACUUGUCACAAUGGACAAAAUGAGUACUCGUGCACGUGCACGGGUGGUUGGCAAGGAGACAACUGUGAUGAAGAUAUAAAUGAAUGUUUGAGCGACCCGUGCAAAAAUGGAGCCACGUGUAACAACUUACAGAACAGUUACACGUGCACAUGUACAGGAGGUUGGCAAGGAACUGAUUGCGACAUCGACAUCGACGAAUGCGCGAGCAAUCCAUGCCAGAAUGGAGCUACAUGUCUAAAUAACCAGAACAACUACGAGUGCGAAUGUGUGCCUGGAUGGCAAGGUGUUAAUUGUGACAGAGAUAUUGACGAAUGUGCGAGCAACCCGUGUCAUAAUGGUGCCGCGUGCAACAAUUUGUUGAAUGAGUACACGUGCGAUUGUACCCCUGGUUGGCAAGGGUAUGACUGUGAUCAGGAUAUUGACGAAUGCCUCAGUAGCCCGUGCAUUAAUGGCACGUGCACAAAUUUACAUAAUGCAUACAGAUGCACGUGUUUCCCGCAGUAUACCGCCAAAAACUGUGACUACUUGAUCGGCUCUCCUAUGGACGGACAGUGGGGACAGUGGGAGGCAUGGCAGGGAUGUUCAGUGACGUGUGGCACAGGAAGACAGCGCCGGUAUCGAGCCUGCGAUGACCCGCCACCAGAUUAUGGUGGCCAACCGUGUGUCGGGGACUCUUUUGAUGAAAAUGUUUGUUCAGGAGCCGGUUCAUGUCCAGUACCAGUCGAUGGAAACUGGGGCGCAUGGUCAGUUGCUGCCCCGUGCAGUGCUACAUGCGGAACAGGGCAUUCGGUCAGAACGAGAAAGUGUGACAACCCUGCCCCAAGUAAUGGAGGAAGAGUUUGCACUGGGGACGCUAUGGUAGUUGAACAGUGCACAGUGACUGCAUGUCCGGCGUCCGGGUCGUCAAACGGAACUGGGUCAGGGUCAUCCAAUAUGGGAGCUAAUUACAUAAAUGUUUGUCCUGUGGGUUGGUUAACGUGCGCGUCAGGCUCAAUCACGUGCAUAGACGAAGCAUUUAAGUGUGACUGCGUUCCUGACUGCGAUGACAGAAGUGACGAAACCGAACUCUGGGCUGGUUGCGACCCGACUAUGAUGCAGCUCUGUUCAGCAGCUCCAGUAUUAAAGCACGGAUGGUUGUUGGCAGCCAGUAUUGUCUGUCUGGUACAACUUGUGAUGAAAUUAUUCUGAAUUUACAGUGAAAAUAGUGGCAGCUUCAUAAUGUGUGUGUAUUGUAACAGUUUCCCAUUCAUGUUUUAGAGACUAGUGAUUAUCAUACAUUGACUAGGAAAACGAUACAUGCCUUACAUUUUUUCUAAAUAAUAAAGAAAAGGAAAAAAGGAAAAGAAACAUCAUAGAAAGAGGAACUUCAUCUAAAACUUUCGAUAGAAUAAUAGAAGCUUAUAUCAUUAUGUAUUCCUCUUUUUUGUCUGUAAAGUAACAUAAUACGACUAUGUAUGUUAUAUUUGUUUCAGUGUCCUAAACACUUUUGUUUAUUAAAUAUGUUUAACAGAACAUGUUCCAAAUAUUUGCAUUCAGACUGAACUUUUAGAUCGAUAAGAAUAGUAUUUGACUCAUUUUUCAUCUUUUUUUUUACUAAGAAUUGUCUACAUUUAUUCGAUAUAUUUCCGAUGUACAAGUGUAACCUCUGCAGAACGGGGCCUUUUAUACAGCAACUACCUCAGUACAACAACAGUUUUAUUUUUUGUUCUUAAAGUAAUACUUUAAAAGUGAUUUAACCUCUGUAGAACACCUCGUCUCAAUAACAACCAAAAUAUUUACAAUCUUAAGGGUGUUUCUAUGCAGAGGUUGUACAUUAAACGUCCAUGUAGAGAUGUAAUCUACACUAGAUUUACUUUAUUGAUGUUGUGUUAUAUCAAUAAUACUCGUAUGCUUGAAAAAUAAAUUUUUGUUGCAUUUGAUAUCUUUUAAUU